Messenger RNA from Arabidopsis arenosa, 1766 nucleotides. The record is from the annotation of a GenBank genome assembly. NCBI's taxonomy places the organism in Eukaryota, Viridiplantae, Streptophyta, Magnoliopsida, Brassicales, Brassicaceae.
GAAAACCUCUCUGCCUCCGCCGAUUCUGACCUUGCAUCACCCAUUCAGCUUUCCAGUCUCUCUGCGUCGUUCUAGGGUUUUUAUUAGUAUUUGCUUCGAAGAUGGGAAGGGCAAAGAAAGCUCAAAAGUUUGCUGUCAUUAAGAAGAUUAUUAGCCACAAAGCGUUGAAGCAUUACAAGGAAGAGGUUUUGAAUCCAAACAAGAAGGACCUCACAGAACUUCCGAGAAACGUUCCGAGUGUUCCUGCAGGGCUUUUCUUUUCUUACAACUCUACAUUGGUUCCUCCUUACCGUGUUUUGGUGGAUACUAACUUCAUCAACUUCUCUAUCCAGAAUAAGAUCGAUCUUGAGAAGGGAAUGAGAGACUGUCUGUACGCAAAUUGCACUCCUUGUAUCACUGACUGCGUCAUGGCUGAGUUAGAGAAGUUAGGUCAGAAGUAUCGUGUUGCUCUGAGGAUUGCGAAAGAUCCUCGCUUCGAAAGACUACCUUGUGUACACAAAGGAACAUAUGCUGAUGACUGUCUCGUUGACAGAGUUACUCAGCAUAAGUGCUUCAUAGUGGCUACUUGUGAUAGAGACUUAAAGAGAAGGAUUCGAAAGAUUCCUGGUGUGCCGAUCAUGUAUGUGACGCGACGCAAGUACUCAAUAGAGAAGUUACCUGAAGCUACACUUGGUGGUGGUAUGCAUCUUUCCACUGGGUCAUCUGAAUAUACUGGUACUUUGCAUAAGUGCUUCAUAGUGGCUACAUGUGAUAGAGAUUUAAAGCGAAGGAUUCGAAAGAUUCCUGGUGUGCCGAUCAUGUAUGUGGCGCGACGCAAGUACUCAAUAGAGAAGUUGCCUGAAGCUACACUUGGUGGAGGUAUGCAUCUGUCGGCUGAGACAUCUGAAUCUACUGGCCAAGUCACUUACACAUUUUCGACUGUUUUAAAAGCAUGUGCCGCUUUCUCAUCGCUUCUUAUGGGAAAACAAGUGCACUCAAUGAUCACAAAGCGUGGAAUGGCUUUUGACUUAGUCUUGUCCACGUCUCUCAUAGAUAUGUAUGCCAAGGCAGGUGAUAUUACCUCUGCUUCAUGUGUCUUUAACUUGAUGCCAAUGAAGAAUCCGGCUUCGUGGAAUUCAAUGAUAGGAGAUGAAUUCAAGAAGCUGAUCGAGCGCGGUUACAAGCCUGAUCAGGUGACUUUCACUAACUUGUUAUCGGCUUGUGCUCAUGCUGGGCUAGUGGAAGAAGGGGAAAAGCAAUUCAUGUUGAUGAGUAGGCUUGGGAUAGCUGCAGAAAAGGAACAUUAUGCUUGUAUGGUGGAUCUAUUAGCAAGGGCUGGUCAAUUAGAUAAAGCAGAGAGAUUGAUAAAUGGAAUGACUGUUGAGCUCGGGGCUUGCAGAUUGCAUUCAUGUCUGGAGCUCGGUGAAGCUAGUUACUGCUGAAGGAAUCUCGAGGCUCAGAAGAGAGCAUCCUGCAGCUUAUGAUGUACUGUGUAGAGUUCGUCUGGCGAGAAAGGAGAUUGGACUAGUGUUAUGGAGUUAAGGAGACUGAUGAGGAAGACAAAAGUGGAGAAGCAAGACGCUAGUAGCUGGACUAGCUCUCCCACUUAAUAUUACCAGAAACGUUACAUUUUUUGUGUGUUUUUUACUAUAGAGUUGCGAAACAGAGCAGUUGUGAUCUAUGUCAAUCACCUAUUGAGACGAAUCUCAAAGGUAAGAGAAGUUUUAAAAGAACACACUUUGGGUAAUGCAAGAUUCUUUCAUUGAGAAUAAACAAAGCAAAGUAUC